Molecule: messenger RNA, 860 nt
Organism: Cucurbita pepo subsp. pepo (vegetable marrow)
Lineage: Eukaryota; Viridiplantae; Streptophyta; Magnoliopsida; Cucurbitales; Cucurbitaceae
Product: Golgi apparatus membrane protein-like protein ECHIDNA
Biological process (GO): vesicle-mediated transport; protein secretion
Cellular component (GO): Golgi membrane
Source: RefSeq, a predicted model, not a curated record
AUAAACAAUUGAGAAAUAGGUAAAAAUUUAUAGGGUAACUUCCACUAAAUCGACGCAUAGCGACGGAGGGAGUGGCAUUUGCUCUCCAUUUCUGCAUCAACAAGCAAAAUUCAACACAUACCCACAAAAUAAUCUCUGCAAAAUCUCUCCAACUUCCCGAUCAUGGAUCCGAACGAGCUGCCUGCGGAAAAUUAUGCGAAUCCGAGGACUUGUCUCUUUCAUGUUCUUUUUAAGGCUGGAGCACUGGCUUUUUACAUUCUUUCCUCUCUGUUUUUCAAUAGCUUUGUUAUCAUCUUCGUGGUGACUGUUUUUCUGGCUGCUCUCGAUUUCUGGGUUGUGAAGAAUGUGAGUGGGCGUAUUUUGGUUGGUUUGAGAUGGUGGAAUGAAAUAGACGAUAUGGGUGAGAGUGUGUGGAAAUUUGAAAGCCUGGAUCAAGAGUCAUUGGCUCGGAUGAACAAAAAAGAUUCCUGGCUGUUCUGGUGGACCUUGUAUCUUACAGCCGUGGCAUGGACUGUGCUGGGAAUAUUCUCGUUGAUAAAAUUGCAAGCAGAUUAUCUCCUUGUUGUAGGAGUUUGUUUGACUUUGAGCAUUGCAAACAUUAUUGGUUUUACAAAAUGCCGUAAAGAUGCGAAGAAGCAGUUUCAGCGAUUUGCAACACAGACCAUUGCUUCCCAGUUCUCCUCUACAUUACAAUCAGCUUUUAGCGUUGUUUGAUGUAAAUGUUCAUAUUAUUUUAGGCAUUAUUAUUGCCUUGGAUUUUGGGCUUCCUUCUCAACUGUUUUUUUUCUUUUUUCUUUUUGGAUACGAAUAUUUAAAGAUUGAAUAAUAAUGAGUUGUUGUAUUCUGAAAAUCCAAUGAAA